AAUGUUGUAUACAUUCUCAUUGCUCAGUCAUUUAUUAGGGCAUGUUGUUGUGAUGGCAGUAACAGGAGGGCACCAUAUGGCCCUGGGAUUCUUGGUGCAUAGUUUCUCAGGUGGCUAGUGGCCAGGGGUCUUCUACAAUCAACAAGAGAAAACAAAAUCCUGUGAUGAAUUCUCAAUUGAAUCAAGAACUGCGUUCAGUAGCUCCAUGGUGGACUGGAUGACUCUUGUGUGUCUGUAUAGAUGUACACUUACAGGGGGACCGGGGAGGCAAGAUGAUUGUGUGAAACGGCCUAUGGUGACCAUGGACCUGCUGCGUGCCGGGAAGACCACUGCACAACCCCCAUCAAAUCCUCUCAACUCCAACAUCAAAGAAAACACUCCAAACAAUAACACCAGGAAUUCCCAGCCUGGGGCCUUCGGACUGGACAUUCCACAGCUGAUGCCAGACACAGUCCUCAAAGCAAAGGAUGUUAUUUAUUUUCUCAAGGAUGAAGCUAGAGAGAGAGAGAGAGAGAGAGAGAGGGACCAGUCCGGGACCCUCUGCUGAUUCUCACUACCCUCCUCCCAUGGCACCAUAUCUGCUCUUCUUAUUAAGUGGUCGGAAGCAACUGUGCUUUAUUGUCAUAACAUUUUCAUGGGAAGGGGUUUCAAGCUUUCCAGAAAUUUUGCAGAAAAAUAAGUCCUUGUGAAUCAUUUUCAAAGCAAGUCUUGGUUGUGUUUGUUGGAGUGUAAAUGCACAUGUACUUACAGUUACACAACCCAAUGUACAUGAUUCAUACUUGGUUCUAUGUGUUUUACUGUUACACUACCAUAAACUAUGGGGUUUUGAGGUACAUGUAGUUACUUUCUGUUUCUUGCGUUCUUCUCUUUCCUUUUGAUUAUAUACUAUAUUUUAAAUGAACAGGACGGAUUCAAAAGCCUUUUCCUUCUUGCUACUAGUUGCCAACAACUGAACAAAAAGAGUUUGAAACUGUGUGUAUUUAUGAAAACACACUGUUUUCCGCCUUUGGUGUUUUAUUAUUCUGCUGAAAAGGUGGAAAUAAAGUUCCAACAAAAUGUGUGUAAUUUGAGUAUCUCACUGGAAAAAGUGCCUUCGCAUUUUUUCCAGUGAAA
Messenger RNA from Patiria miniata (bat star), 1113 nucleotides. RefSeq lists its product as uncharacterized. NCBI's taxonomy places the organism in Eukaryota, Metazoa, Echinodermata, Asteroidea, Valvatida, Asterinidae. Bases 206 to 547 code for a protein of 113 amino acids. The transcript is spliced from 2 exons. The record is from RefSeq and is a predicted model, not a curated record.